Molecule: messenger RNA, 1243 nt
Organism: Xenopus laevis (African clawed frog)
Lineage: Eukaryota; Metazoa; Chordata; Amphibia; Anura; Pipidae
Exons: 5
Coding region: 314-994 (226 amino acids)
Source: RefSeq, a predicted model, not a curated record
GGAGAUAAAAGAGAAGAGAGGCGGUGUAAGCAGAUGAAUGAGAGAAUUCACAUGCACAAGAAACAACGAACAAGACACACAGAGAUACACGCUGAAGUUCAUUUCAUUUUGAUCGCACUAUUCAUGUACUAAAAGCAGCGACUGAAGAAUCUGAUUGAAGUGCAAAACUGAAUUGCCUGCUGUUCCCUGUUUGACUGCUGCAAAAGCUGUCUGUACGUGGCUACAGAAGAAGGAAAUACAUUGCGGAUACAAUAAGAUUGUGGCAGCACACCCCAUAGAACACAAGGUUCACCGGGUAUUGUCAAUUUUAAACAUGAAAUCUCCAUCUAUUGAGAAAGGUCCCCCAAACCCAAAAAGAGAGAGUUUAUCCAAAAUUGAGCCCAAUAAGGAGGAGGCCCAGACACGAGUUGACAGUGAGAAGGAUUCCGGCUACUCAGACAGCAGCUCAGAAAGCAUUGGCUCUGAAGAGACAAAAGGUGCAAGAGCAAUCAUAAAAGUCUCCGAAAUCUCACAAGUGACUGCACCGGCACAGACAUCUUAUACUCCUAUCUACAUAGUGCAGAAUAUUGUAUUGAAACAGCCAAGACUUCUUAUUCUUCAGACCCCCAAACGACGUCAUCGCAAACGCCCAACACAUACUUCUUAUCUUCCAAUUCUUCAGUCUUAUCCUCGGAUUGCACCCAAGGUUGCCCUUCCUCCAACACCAAUCAGUCCCCCAUAUUGCACUCCUCAUACUUCCACAAAUAACCAACCUGCAUUAUCACUAUUUGAGAUUUCCCUGCGAUCCAUUGCUCUCCUGCGCAGGAACCGGGAGACUCAUCGCUCUAUCAGGCAGCUACGAGCUCACACCAGACUCUACGAACUUGCAGUACGAGGUGAAGAUGGUGGGUGGGAGCGUCUGUGCAGAGCCAUGGCAAAGAGUGGGGGUUACAAGAAAUACUUAACAUCAAGCACAACCACAACAUCACCAGAAGAACUAACAAUUAACAACUAAGGCAUAACAUUAAGAGACAAGACUAUUAUGCCCCUGCAGAGCAACACAACUUCUUCAGAGAAGUAUAUCUCAAGAGACUGAAAGGGACUUACAAAUGAUGCAUUAUCAUGAAUAAUGUGAGUGACGUAACUAGGAGUUACAUCUAUGUAUAGCAUUAUAUAUUUAAUUUACUUUUUUUUUUAUCUUCAAUAUCAAGAAAAUACAUGGGGCUGAGCCUCAAGUACCAAACUUUAUGUAUAAAGCAUUUUA